Ectocarpus siliculosus is the source of this 2238-nucleotide messenger RNA. NCBI's taxonomy places the organism in Eukaryota, Phaeophyceae, Ectocarpales, Ectocarpaceae. The record is from the annotation of a GenBank genome assembly.
AUGCCGCCCACACGGCCCCUUUCGACACCCUGUCGGUACGGCUACAACUGCACCAGACCCGACUGCUUCUACGCCCACCCCAAGGACAUGCACAAGGAUCGGCCAAAGGACGAGAGGCCGCUGUGCACCUUCGGCAGCGGAUGCUUCAGGAAGGUAUGCCACAACGACCACCCCAACGGACGCAUUAUGGACCAGCUGAGAGCGAGCAUUGACUACUGCUCGUCGUGGAUGCUGGUGAGACCGCACGAGCUGGUGCGGGUUUCCGCCGCGUUCCAGGCGGCGUUUCCAGCGCCCAACGACGGCAAGGACCGGUGCGACUUCGUGGCUGCCGUUCCUGUGAGGUUGGCGUACAACGACUGGCAGCGAUAUCGGGGUAUUUCAACCACGGGCACCCCCGACGGGGUCCCCAGCAAUCCGCAACAGAUCCAGCUCUACCCCCGGACCCGUAAGGGAGAACGCCUCCUGCAGGACCCUCAGAACCGCGUCGGGAUGCGGUGGUCACCGACGCCGUACCGGCCGUGGAAGACGCUGGAGAGAAUGGCCACCCACGACCAGUAUUGGGAAAGCAACCAGGACCACUACCUCUUGUGCGCGGGGUACGAAGCCUUCCCCCCCGGGAGCGGCGUGUACAUCGAGUUGUCCGUGACCGACAUGAUGAAGGCCGAGGACGCUGGGGACGGGCAGCGGGCUGGCGCGCGGGUGGCGCGGGAGGUAUUGGGGUUACCUGGCGCCAAUGGCCAGAAGUGGUUCGUGUUUCAUGUGUCGCGGCCAGACGAGGCACACGAGGAGGCGUUCAACAUAACCAUCCGGGCGAUCGUGGACACGAGCAAGAUGCCUGGGGUACCCCGCCCUCACGAGCCUGGCCGAGCGCCGCAGCUGGCGCAGCCCCCGGUGCUGCCGCCACCGCCAUCGACCGUUAGGUCGGCGUUCGACAGGCAGAACGUGGACUUAAAAGCUCUCAAGAUGAUGACCGCGGAGAGCGAGCUCUCUGGCAUCGCCAUCCCGCUGGGCCCGCGAAUAAAGCUCAUGAAGGAGCUUGGCAUCGCAAGGGGUCGAUGAACGCGGCAGUGGCGGUGGCGUCAGCGGCAGUCCCCCCCCCCCCCCCCCCCGGGCCAACGUGUUGUGCCCUCGUUGCUUGUGAUGGCACUCCCGAUUGAGAAGGCCACAAGAAGAAACGGCAGUGCUUUGUUUGGCGUCGCUGUUUGGGGGGCGCCGUGGUCAGCACCGAGAAUAUUACGGGGGGGGGAGGGUGAUAGCUGCGGGAUGAGCUGCAGCAGAUCUGCACCCGCGGAGCAGGCGCCGCGGGCGGCGGCGCCGGAGAGACGGGUAGGGCGGACAUGCUGUUCGUCCUGCCUUCCUGCCGGCCAAGCACAGCAACGGCAGCGGGCGUGCUGCGUGGUAGCGCCCCGCGCUAAUCGGUGCGGAGAGUUUUUUGCGAAAGUAGACAUUCGCGAAGUUGUACCGCAUGGUGUGUUGGGUGUUGGGUGAAUGGGUUUGCGCAGAGCAGAGUGUACACAUCGAGCGCCCGAAGAUUGGAGCAGCUUGGGGGGCGGGGAGCUUGCAGCACGGUGCGCGGCACAGGAAUGGUCCCAGUGGGGCGAGAGAUGUAGAGAUGGCUGAGAGCAACAAUCACCCAAGCAGUUUGAGCUGGAAGGUGUUUGGGGGGGGGGGGGGGGUUGAGGAAGAGUAUUUUGCUGGAGGACACCUCCAUGUCAGACGACCUUGGUUUCAUUUUGGGUCGUAUUCGUCGCUGGCAUCAACAAGCAUGUUGAUGAACAAAACGCUGUAAUUUUUCCGGGCGGAAGGUCAAGGGCUGGCCUGCAAGUAGUAGCUUAUUUCGCGAGGGGGUUGCUGCUUUUGGUGCAGAUCGGGUGUGGCUUCACCUUCCAAAGCUUUAAUAGGUGGGCGGCGGGGUUCUGACGACAUUCCGGUUUGCUUUUCGGUGUCCUUUGGUGUCGUAGUUUGUCCUCUUAUUCGAAUCCCUCUUGGUGAACCCAACAAAACAUGUAGAAGUACGUGCUAACGUUUUCCGGUCUACGGUACGAGGGAAGGAAAAAGGAGAAUGACCUUUUAGAGAAGCGUUCCGGCGUUUCCACGCUGUUUGCCGGUGCGAGUAUGCUUCGGGGCGUUGCUUUACGUAUCGCUGCCGAUUGUUGCGCACUUUCUUGUAUUCACGUCGCCACGAGUUUUGAGGUUCUGCGCAGGUUGGGAGGAGCAGGGGGGUCAAGCCCAUCCCCU